AACUAACCAAGAUGGUCCUUUCCUAGGAUUCACACUGGCCUCUGGCCAGCCUCACCUUGAGCAUCUCCCUUCUCACCUCUGUAGGGUCCUUCGCUUCUCACAGUACACAUGAGAGUCCCCAGAGACUAUGGGAUCAAGGCAGAGUGAGAAGAUAAAAGUGGGGGUGCUCCUGGGAAAAUAUGGUUCAAGUAUUCUUAAUUCCAGGCUCCACUCCCACGAGACUCAGGCCUGAGGGGCCCUGAGAAGACCAGACUCAUGGAAUUGACUUUAUCCUCUUUUCCAGAUGGAAGGUCUCAUUAUUCAACCUCUGAGGGGCCCCGUGAUGUCCCAGCUCACCUACCUAUGCCCUCCCUGAUCUGGGCACUGGCUCCCUGGCGGUGAGGUCUAGCUGGGGUGAUGGCGAGGUAGCACACUCCUCAAGGGGCCCUUGUGGUUCCUCCCCCAGUGCUAUUCCUGGCGUGGGUGCUCCCUGCCCCCCUGUCCCCCUGCCUGACCUGACCCCACAGCUGGGAAUGGUUUGCUGGGGGUGGGGCAGCCCCUGCCUAUAUAAGCCUGGACCUAGCCUGGAGGGCCAGACCUGCUGCUGACCCUUAAACACUCCUGCCUGACCCCUCAGCCAGCUCAGAAAUGACAGGAAAAACCGCCUCUGAGGCGUCUGCCUCAGAGGAGACAGUGCCUGAGCCAGCCAAGGCGCCCACAGAGCCCUCUGGAGAGGUGGCAGCAUCAGAGUCCACUGGGCAAGAGCAGGCUUCAGAGCCACAGAAGCCUGGAUCUCAGGCACAGGACCGGGCAGCCCCUGAAGCCCCCGCCAUGCCAGCCACCACUAAGCCUGAACCUCCAAGUGAAGAUGUCCCCAGUGCCCCACUGCGGCUGACCCUGGAGGACGUGAGCCACAAUUCCUUGACUGUGAGCUGGGAGCCCCCUGAGAAGCUGGGGAAACUGGGGCUUCAAGGCUAUGUGUUGGAGUUCUGCCGCCAGGGAGCCUCAGAAUGGGUGCCCGUGAAUCCCCGGCCUGUGAUGGUGACCCAGCAGACGGUUCGAAACCUGGCCCUUGGAGACAAGUUCUUCGUGCGUGUGACUGCAGUGAGCUCCGCGGGGGCAGGCCCCCCAGCCGUGCUGGACCAGCCCAUCCACAUCCAAGAGAUCAUUGAAGCCCCCAAGAUCCGUGUUCCCCGACACCUUCGUCAGACCUACAUCCGCUAUGUAGGAGAGCCGGUCAACCUGCAAAUUCCCUUCCAGGGAAAGCCCAAGCCUCAGGCCUCUUGGACCCACAAUGGCCAUGCCCUGGACAGCCAGAGAGUAAAUGUGCGCAGUGGGGACCAGGACUCCAUCCUCUUUAUUCGCUCAGCUCAGCGAGCAGACUCAGGCCGCUAUGAGCUCACGGUGCACCUGGAAGGCUUGGAAGCCAAGGCCAGCAUUGACAUCUUGGUGAUUGAGAAGCCUGGGCCCCCGAGCAGCAUCAAGCUACUGGAUGUCUGGGGUUGCAAUGCUGCCCUCGAGUGGACUCCACCUCAGGACACAGGCAACACAGAGCUCCUGGGCUACACCGUGCAGAAGGCAGACAAAAAGACAGGGCAAUGGUUCACAGUGCUGGAGCGCUACCACCCCACCACCUGCACCGUCUCAGACCUCAUCAUCGGCAACUCCUACUCCUUUCGGGUCUUCUCGGAAAACCUGUGUGGCCUCAGUGAGUUAGCCACCACUACCAAGGAGCUGGCCCACAUCCAGAAAACAGAUAUUACUGCCAAACCUAGAGAGUUUGUUGAGCGAGACUUCUCGGAAGCACCCUCAUUCACCCAGCCCUUGGCUGACCACACCUCCACACCUGGCUACAGCACUCAACUAUUCUGCAGCGUCCGAGCGUCACCUAAGCCCAAGAUCAUCUGGAUGAAAAACAAGAUGGACAUCCAGGGUGACCCCAAGUACCGUGCGGUUUCUGAGCAAGGGGUCUGCACCCUGGAGAUCCGGAAGCCCAGCCCCUUUGAUUCUGGGGUCUAUACUUGCAAGGCCAUCAAUGUACUAGGGGAGGCCUCUGUGGAUUGUCGGUUGGAGGUCAAAGGUGAGAGUCUGAAGGUUGCUAUAGUAGACAGGGCAAGUCCCUCUUUGGAGCUGGACUAG
Molecule: messenger RNA, 2118 nt
Organism: Meriones unguiculatus (Mongolian gerbil)
Lineage: Eukaryota; Metazoa; Chordata; Mammalia; Rodentia; Muridae
Gene: Mybph
Product: myosin binding protein H
Exons: 9
Coding region: 628-2118 (496 amino acids)
Molecular function (GO): protein binding
Source: RefSeq, a predicted model, not a curated record